Sclerotinia sclerotiorum 1980 UF-70 is the source of this 1389-nucleotide messenger RNA. RefSeq lists its product as hypothetical. The record is from RefSeq and is a predicted model, not a curated record. Bases 1 to 1389 code for a protein of 462 amino acids. Gene Ontology annotation, molecular function: pyridoxal phosphate binding. Gene Ontology annotation, biological process: biosynthetic process. NCBI's taxonomy places the organism in Eukaryota, Fungi, Ascomycota, Leotiomycetes, Helotiales, Sclerotiniaceae. The transcript is spliced from 6 exons.
AUGUCGUUUCACAACAGAAAGUUCUCCAUAAACAGGACCACUGGAACUCCAAGGUUGUCGUCCAAGAUGAACCGAAGAUUCUCUACACAUGAUCCUUCUCCCAAUGAAAUGGACUCCAAGAUCCACAAGCAGUUCCGAAAUGCCCACGAAGGUCACAAAUCUCACGCUGGACUCGAUCCAACCCGUGCCUCUACUGGUGUAGUCUGGUGUACCGAGAGAGCCUACGAGCAUGGAUUUGCCGAAGAGCCCGAGAAAUGGGCAAACCUUGGACAAGGAGCUCCUGAAGUUGACGACGAAAUCGCUGGUAGUUUCAAGCGUCCCGAGAGCAUCGACAUCACAAUGACAGGCAGAGAGUAUGGUCCUACUGCCGGUAUCAAGAGUUUGAGAGCUGCCGUCGCAAACCUGUACAAUGUCCACCAUAGACAGGGCAAGGAAAGUCAAUAUACUUGGGAAAAUGUGUGCAUUGUUCCAGGUGGUCGUGCUGGGUUGAUCAGAAUUGCUGCAGUAUUGAAUAAUGCAUACUUGGGCUUCUUCAUUCCUGAUUAUACUGCAUACAACGAGAUGUUGUCAUUAUUCAAGAACAUCGAGGAAGAAAUUGCUCGUGGUACCUCUGUUAUCUUGACUUCAAAUCCUAGAAAUCCUACCGGAAAGGUUGUCAAGAACCCUGAGCUUGCCGAAAUCCAAGAUAUCUGCAGAGACAGAGCUACUCUCAUCAUGGAUGAAUUUUACGGAGGAUACAACUAUACCAGUGACUGCGAUGGUACCACCAUCAGUGCUGCAGAAAAUAUUGUGGACGUGGAUGAGGAUGAUGUUUUGAUCAUUGACGGUCUCACCAAACGCUUCAGAUUACCAGGAUGGAGAAUUGCGUGGAUUGUUGGACCAAAGGAAUUCAUCAAGGCUAUUGGCUCAUGUGGUUCAUACCUUGAUGGUGGUGCCAAUGUUCCCUUCCAGGAAGCUGCUAUCCCUAUGCUUGAGCCUAACAAGGUCAGGGAGGAGAUGAAGGCUUUACAAAGUCAUUUCCGUGAGAAGCGUGACUAUGUUAUCUCCCGCCUUCGUGAGAUGGGAUUCAAAAUCAAGGAAGUGCCUGACAGUACUUUCUACUUGUGGUUGGAUCUCGAAGGACUCCCAGCCGCGAUCUCUGAUGGUCUCAACUUUUUCCAAGCAUGUCUUGAGGAGCGUGUCAUCGUUGUACCUGGUAUCUUUUUCGACUUGAACCCAAGUAAGAGAAGAGAUCUGUUCGAUAGUCCUUGUCACCAUUUUGUACGAUUUUCUUAUGGUCCAACUAUGGAGACUUUGAAAAUGGGUUUGGAUGGUAUUGAGAGAGUGGUUAAGAAAUUCACAAAGCCUGGAGAACCACUAGAGCAAGCUGUACAGGAAGAUGAAGAAUAG